Sodiomyces alkalinus F11 is the source of this 539-nucleotide messenger RNA. RefSeq lists its product as hypothetical. The record is from RefSeq and is a predicted model, not a curated record. NCBI's taxonomy places the organism in Eukaryota, Fungi, Ascomycota, Sordariomycetes, Glomerellales, Plectosphaerellaceae. The transcript has a single exon. The coding region runs from base 83 to 385 and encodes 100 amino acids.
GAUCUAGAUAGCUCCCUUUUUCCACACACUCAAUAUACACGCUUUAUGUCACACACUCUACAGUAUCCCUCUGUACAUAUGUAUGUACCUUCUGUACUUCUGUACCUUCGUACCUUUCAUGCUAACUCUGUUGGGGCUGGACUCGACCUGGGCUUACCGACCAAGCCUCCUCGGAAGACGAAGCCAGUUCCCUAGCCACGGCCCCGCCCCGUUAAUUCCCAGCUUCUCGCUCAUGUAUCCCAAACAACAGCAGCAACAAAGCCCUGCAAUGCCGCAUGACCACGUUAGGUGGCAUCUCUGCGCAUCUCAUUCCUUACUACGUAACCAGCGGGUGACAGCUCGGACAAACGCUAACCUAGGACAGACACGCGAGCCCUCUGGUUGAUCGCUCACCGGGCCACCUUGGUCAAGUCGAAUGCAAAUGUUAGCAACUUCCCAGUUGACGAUCCGCUGACCGAUGAUUACCGGCACCGGGCUCCGUUUUUUCUUCUUCUUUUUUUUAUAUUGCCGCCCGGCACGACGCAAUACCUAACGAAAGU